AUGAGCGCAGAUCGCCACCUCCGGCGGCUUACCAAAUCCGGCGAGACAUCCGGGCCGGAGGCGCGAACCACGAUGGUGGCUUCCGCCGUCCUCAAGCUGAGCGUGGACUACGAGCAAAGCCAUGAGCUCCCCAUCGGCAAGGCCGUCUACUCCGACACCGUCUCCGUCGGGAAGGACAGCCUCUGGAGGGUCGAGUGCUUGCUCCGCGGGGAGAAGGUCUCCGACGGGGGCAAGUACAUUUCAGUCUUCCUCAGGCACAUGGGCGAAUCCACAACCGUCAUGCCUGUCUUCGAGGUUUGCUUGAUGGACAGGGGCGGCAGGCCGUCAAUGCGCCAAAGAAAGACCACUCUUCGUGACUGCGAGACUACCAUGGCGGGCGACGGGAACGGCCGCACCUGGGGAUGGGCUCAGUUCAUCGCAGGAAGUCUGGCGGAGAGAAAUUACACAACGGCUGAUGGGCACAUUACAUUUUUGUGCUCCAUCAUGGUCAUCGAUGAAAGCUCCACUCCGGUGCCGCCCUCCGACAUCGAGGGCCAGAUGUUCCCCGCUCACCGAGCAGUGCUAGCCGCUCGUUCGCCGGUCUUCAGGGCGGAGCUCUUCGGCUCCAUGUCCGAGGCUACAAUGCCAUCCAUCACGCUGCAGGACAUCACGCCUGCGACAUUUGAAGUUAUGCUUAGGUACAUGUACACGGAUGCCUUGCCCGCAGACAACCUGCCUGGGGGCCGUCCCAUUGACAUGCUUCAGGAUCUGCUUGCUGCGGCCGACCGGUAUGCACUCGACAGGCUAAAGAUUAUUUGCGCGCACAAGUUAUGGGAGGAGGUGUCUGUAGAAACAGCCGCAACUAUCUUAGCUUGCGCCGAAACCUACAGCUGUGCAGAGUUGAAGAGCAAGUGCAUGGACUUCAUCAUGCUGGGCAAAAAUUUGAAAGAGGCCAUGUUCACUGAGAGUUGUGGGUUGUUGCUUGUCAAGUUCCCAUCCGUUGCUGCUGAGCUCAGAGAGAGGCUACAUGACAGGAUUUAUGCGUGUGAGAAUGGAACAGAGGCUACAGAAGACUGGGGAUCAGACUGCACUAGAGCAAGGGGCGGUGAUGCUGAAGGCAACGCUUACAACCUGAUGAGAAUUUGUGCGGCGGUACAAGAUGGUGCUUCCUUGGCUGGUUGUUAG
This is a messenger RNA of Triticum turgidum subsp. durum (durum wheat), 1164 nucleotides long. Lineage: Eukaryota; Viridiplantae; Streptophyta; Magnoliopsida; Poales; Poaceae. The record is from the annotation of a GenBank genome assembly.